AUUACAAGGAGACAAUAAGGGAAUACAGCAGUGUCUCUUCACAACUGCAAUGCCGGCUGCUGCAACACUUUAUACUCCAUUGAGAAAGGCAGGUUACAGCUAAGGGGGAGGGACAGAUUCCCCCUCCUUCCAUGAUAUCCUUUAGCCGAGGAGUCAAUUUGCAGACUUCAAAUGGUUCCGUGGGGUCAUUGUACUCACACCAUCCCAUUUGUUGUACUUUUGUGUUCUGGAGGAAGCCUUCAAGUAAUAGUGAGUUUAUUUAGCUGCAGAAAGUUUGGCGAACUCCAGUUCAUUCAGGGGCCUGCUAACGGCAGGGAAAGUUCAGCUCUCAGCUCCAGAGCUCAGUGACGUUAAUAAGAUCCAGAGCCCCAAGAGUUGGACAGCUGUGGUCUUCUUUCUCCUCUGCCCUGAACGGUUCCUCCCUCGGGCUGGCCUUGCGCUGUGUACCUUAAAGAUGGGGCAAGAGGACAACAGGAGAAGGGGAAAGGCGAAAUAAGCUGAAGCUUGACGGCAGGCGAGUGAGCGCUUCUGCGAGAAGUUUGGGUUUUUGCUCUGCCUGCGCGUUUGGAGGAGCGGGAGAAGAAGCGCUCGGAGGACCGGAGGGAAGCCUCAGGCUGGUGUCCCUGUCGGAGGGGCAGGAGGAAGAGGCGAAAGGGUCUCCUUGGAGGGAAGUGCCAAGACUGGCCCGAUUGGAAGGCUUGGAAGGGGCUCCUAGAAGAAGAAGAAGGCGAGGAGGAGGAGGAGAGGAGGAGGGAGCGGCUGCGUGGCCGCGCUGAGGCAUGGAUGUGGGCGCCCUCCUUUCUUCAGGCCAGACCUCCGCCUCCGCCCGGGCCUCGUCCUCGUCCCCUCCGGCCCUGAGCGGCCCCGCGCUGCCUCCGCCGUCCCUCCGCCUCGGCCCGGGCUGCCCCUUUCCAGUAUGUUUCUUCCCGUGAGGCGUCGCCCCGCGCCCGGAGCUUCAGGACAAUGUGCAGAUGGAGACUGAGCCAGGGUGCCACCGCCGCCUUCGCCCACCUGCCUCCUCUUCCUCCUCCUCCUUCCUCCUCUGCUUCUUUCCGUCGGGGCCGAGGAGUCUUCCUGCUGCUCUUCUUCGGGGCGGCGAUGGUGCUGGGCGUGAUGCCGCCCUCGUCCUGGGCGCUGCCUUGCCGUGAGGAUGACAGGCUGCUCCCGGGAGGCAGGCACAACGCCUCCUCUUCCUCUUCCUCUUCCUCCUCCUCUUCUCCUUCUUCCAGCGCCGGGAGGCACGUGCGGAGCUAUGAGCACCUCCGGGGCGACGUCCGCUGGAGGAAGCUCUACUGCUUCAACAAGUAUUUCCUCCGCAUCGAGAAGAACGGCAACGUCAGCGGCACCAAGAAGGACAACUGCCCCUACAGCAUACUGGCAAUAACAUCUGUGGACAUUGGAGUUGUGGCAGUGAAAUCCAUUAACAGCAAUUAUUAUCUAGCCAUGAACAAGAAUGGAAAAGUAUAUGGAUCUAGGGAGUUUAACAAUGACUGUAAACUAAAAGAGAGGAUAGAAGAAAAUGGAUACAAUACAUAUGCAUCAUUCAUUUGGAAGCACAACGGAAGGCAAAUGUUUGUGGCUCUAAAUGGAAGAGGGGCCACAAGAAAAGGACAGAAAACCAGGAGGAAAAACACCACAGCUCAUUUUCUCCCAAUGGUCGUGGAGCCUCAGAUGAAGGACCUGUUCUAUUGAUAGCAGUUGAACCAAAGAUCAUUUGUCACAAAUACUUUGUAAUCCUCUUGAAGAGGAAAGGCAGAAACAGUGCAGACGUCUGCUUGAUUGAAAAGAGGAGGGAAGCCUUUGAAGGUUUUGUGCUCUCUGCUGGCACAUGAAGUACUUCUAAUUAGGUCUGUGUCAUAUCUUAUAAUCAAGACACAAGCUGGAUCAAAUGGGAUGGGAGCUCCUUCCAGUGUGAACAAAUUUAUUAUUAUUAAUAAUAAUAUUAUUAUUAUUCAUCUUGCCGAUAGAACUUAAAGGACAUAAGACAAUGUAUUGAAUGAUGUUCGGUGGAAGUUAUUUAUGGAAUACUAACUCAUAUCAAAGACCUUCACUGCUCAUUCAAGCCUGAUGAUCCAAUGAACAGUGAGGCACGCAAGCAUUUACUGGAAGCACAUGGAUCAUAUGCAGAAAUAAAGAAGAUUCUGGGAUGGUGUUGUGGAAGAAAUGAAUAGGAUUAAGAAAUAUAAGCACAUUAGAGUAAAACUGUUCUAACAAAAUAAAUAGUAUGGUCCCCUCCUUGUAUGCUAAUGCCAUGGCUUUGUAUUUCUCCCUAAAUUAUUUAUUUAAUAGGAUGUUAAAUAUCUUUCUUCUCUUUUUUUGUUUGUUUUGAAGGAGUUUCUCUGUUGCUUCCUGUUAUGUGAUUGUCCUUUUCCUUCUUUCAGUAUUGUAUACAAGAUCAACCAAGACAGAUGUCAAAUGCUUAUAUAAGUAGCCAAGACUAGAGAAUCUCUAAAGCUUAAAAGAAAAUCUAGGGCGGUGGUUUUUGUUUCAUAUCAAUCCCCAUUCUGGCUUUAUUUCCUUCUUUUUCUUCUUUCUUGGAACUUGACUUUGUCUUUUUAAAAUUUUGCACUUAAAAUCAAUAGGGUCAGAUAUGCAUGGGAGUUACAACAUGAACUCUGCCUGCCAGAUUUCACUAACAUCCUUGAUACUUUUGUCCCUCACAGGAACAAAACUUCCCAUAAUGCAUCAUCUGAAGACUCUUGCUGCUGUUUUAAAAUGGACAAGUUGAACUGGUCCUCAAAUGUGCAUUUCUAGCCAAAUGGAUUCAGUUCAAUGCCUGAUCCCAAAUAUGGUGAAACAACUAUUUGCUUGAUUGUUUGUGGGGGGAAAGCUAUAUAGCAUCCUAUAAUUGUGAUAUCAUAUCUUUUCAGAGUAAAGCUGGAUUACGUUUGUGGAGCUGAUGCCAUCUGGUGUAGAAAUUUACCCUUUUUCCCAAUCUUCCAAACAGUUAGUAAAAAAAGAGAGCCAAAUCUUAUCAUCUUUCAACUCAGUCAAAAUACUUCAGAAUAGCCUAUAUAUAUGAGAGAAAGAAUGAAUAUUGGCAGUCUUACUCUAUUCUUAGAGGAUAAUAUUUGAAAGCUGCCCUAAAGCUCAUCACAUCAGUUUAGGAUGGAGUAUAUGUGCUACUAAUGCCAAUGGCAAACAUUAGUAUUGGAUCCUAUUGCAAUUCGACAGUUAGAACUGGAAAUAUUUUAGCUGAAAAUACAAGAUCAAACUAAGUAUCAAAGAUGUGCAUUUUCCUGCACAUGAGUGCACUGCACUGAGCAUCAAAUAUGUGUUUGCAUUCCUCAGAGAUCUUGCUUUUGAAAAUUACAAAGUUCAUUUGGGGUAGUCAGUUGAGAAACCUUUCAUGCCAGACUGCCAAUAGACUUGAAUGGGCUUUAUCACCAAACAAGAAGUAGCUGUUUCUUGCUACUUUCUAUCAUCAACACAUUGCUGAUUGGGAGGUUCUGUUUUUACCUCUGAAUGGAAGGCAGCAAUGCCUUUUGCCAUUUUUGCUUAAUGCUGUUUUAAUCUUCUCUUUCUUCAAAAAGAUUUGUGAUAUAAAGCCCUCAUCAUGGCAACUUCCUACUGAGAAGGUCUUCCAGCGAGGUCCUGUCUGCUGUAUUACAGUGACUUGACAUGAAGAAAUUGCAACACUGAUUAUCCACUGUUAUUUAAAUGUGAAAUAUGGAAAAAAUCCUCCUCUAAUGUAUUCUUGACUCAAAGAACUAAAAAUCACUAGAUAAAAAUAUUCCUGAACUGUGGCACUUAAGAUCAUGAGUAAUUAUUACUUAUAUAUUCAGAGAAACAGUCAACUCUGCACAACUAUAUCUAUUGCUACUUACCUAAUUAUACACACACAGAUAACAUAUAUUUUUAGUUUUGUGUGCAUACAUUUCUAUAAACAGAGAGACUGAGAAAGAUAGAGAGUUGGCAAUCACCUGUGUAUAUAUAGAUGUUAAGUUCCCAAGUUAAUAUUUUAGGGAGAAAUCUGAAAUCCAGAAGGUAGACUCUUGUGAAGCCACAGGGAUGUGUCCUUUCAUUGUCAUAGAGGCAAGACUGAGAAGGGUUGAGAGAGAUCCAGAAGUGUUUCUAGGCCAGCUGAUUUUGGAAAUGGGCAUGGAAGGCAUUGAAGUAGAUGAGCAAAAUGGAGGUGACAUGGUAAUCCAGACCCAAGGAGAAAAACAAAAUAGAGGGCAAAAUAUAUCCAGCAGAUACAGCAGUUACUGCCAUUCCUGCUAGGACUAUCCCGCUGUUCAAUCUUAGCUGCAGGAAACAUGGCACAUCCAAUUUGUUUCCAAAUGCUGUGCUUGAGGAAUAUGGAAGACCCUGUCACAAUGUUCUUCCCCCAGUUCCUCCACCACAUUAUGCUUGUGCAAGUGGAAUAUUCAUGGGUCGUGACUCUGGCACUCUACUUGCUGCCCUGCUCCAGGUGACAAGAUAUCCCCACUAAUCAAUAGCUCUGUGUCCAAUCCCCUCCUAAUUCUCCAGGCUAAUAUCUAGUAAAACACCAGUCAGUACUGGAGCUAGCUGGAAACUGUUGGAAAGGAUACCCAAGCUUUAACACAACCUCAUAUAUAAAACAUAAACCUUCUCUUCUCCUAGAGGUGCUCACUCUGAGAUUUGUCUUCUUAACUGGAGACUUGGAAAAACAUAGCAAAUUCCUGAUGCUUCAGCCAGCGCCUUAGAAUGCCAAUUGGAAUAAGAAUAGGUGGAGAUGAAAAUAUAGAUUCUCUGUGUACAAAAAGCAAGACAUCAGUAAAGUAGGCACUAGCCUAGCUUUCUCGUUCAUUUUUAAUGUGUGAGAUGGUGGUUCUCUUUCAUAGGAGAGCAUUCAAACAAUCAAUUCUCCAUCUGCAGCCUGAAGCAGUUUAGAAGAAGAUUUACAUAUCCUCAAGCUAUCACAAUUUGGUAGAGGAUGGUUCCAAUUAAUCCUCUGCCAUCCCAAAUUUUUGGCUGCUUUAACAAUGCCCUGGUUCCUAUCUCCUUUACCCACUUACCCCUUUGUCCUCGGGUUACGUCAAUUCGUCCAAAAAGGCUUUUUAUAAUAACCUUUGCGGUCUUGACAACACUCUGAUGUUGCUUGACUACACAUGUCCUAGUUCUCAUCUGGGAAAUGUUGGAAAAUAUGAAUUUACAAUAUGAUCUGCUAAGACAAAAGUCCUGUUCCUUCCUAAAGUAAAAGCUGUAUAAUCCCUUAAAAGUAAUGUGGAUGCUGGUGUUCCUCUACCCUUGCCCACUCCAAUACUACCUAGAAUAAUCACAUUAGAGUGAACAGAUCUACUCCAAAGCAAGUGACUUGAGGACUGCAGCCACUAUUAUCUUCUGUGUAUAUAACUUUUGAGAGCCAAUCAAAAAAGCAACAUCUUUCUUCAUUUAUUGCAAUAUAUACAGUGGCUCUGAAAUGCAAUAUUGGGUAUAUUUUUUAACAGAGUGCUCCUAUUUUCACGGCUUACACUGAGUAAAUGCAGUCUUCAGUUAAACAUACUAUCGCCUUUGUUCAAUUGAAAAAAAAGCCUAUAUGAUUUUUUGUUUUACUUUUUGUUUCCUCUUUAAUUUUAGAGAACUGUGGAUAGUUCGUCAGUAUAACCAUAAUGAGAUUCAUUUUGUUAGAGCAAGUUAAGUAGAAAACUGUACAUCAAGUCAACAUGUACCCCACUCUUCACAUUGUAUUCCACUAAAUAAAUAAAUAAAUGUGUAUGUCUUCUGUGCAGUGUCUGUAGUGGGGAACAGAAGUAGUUUUAUUAAUACUAAGUCUGAUCAAAAUGCAUUCAAAGAACUAUAUUGAUGCUGCAGUUUUGUCUUUUGAUAUUUCUUGUCACAAAAUAAAUCAGUUCAGCUGUCAUUGUUUGAUCAUA
Messenger RNA from Anolis sagrei ordinatus, 5840 nucleotides. It is a transcript of the gene FGF10, whose product is annotated as fibroblast growth factor 10. The record is from RefSeq and is a predicted model, not a curated record. Gene Ontology annotation, biological process: positive chemotaxis; fibroblast growth factor receptor signaling pathway; cell differentiation. Gene Ontology annotation, molecular function: chemoattractant activity; type 2 fibroblast growth factor receptor binding; growth factor activity. NCBI's taxonomy places the organism in Eukaryota, Metazoa, Chordata, Lepidosauria, Squamata, Anolidae. Gene Ontology annotation, cellular component: cytoplasm.